UUUUUCUCUCCCUUUCAUAACCGCGUUUCCGAAGACCCAGUCACCCAGUCAAAUGAUCUGAUCACCCCUGGACUCCAUCAACUACUAAACAGACACAAAGACGAUCAGGUAACCAUCGGUGUGCCUGCCCCUCACAGCCCUUCUCCUGCCUGGUGAACAAAGCCUAAGCUUGCUGAGUUACUUAGCGCACCCCCCAAGGCUCCUUUUGUAAGCUGCGCCUAAAAUCCCGAGUUCGCCGCUUUCUUGACUCUUCCUUCUUUUUCUUACUCUUUCACCAUCACUACCACAUAGUGAAUUUGCGAGAAUUCUCUGUCUCAGCAGGCUUUCUCCUGAUCACCGACCUUAUCAUCAACAUCACAUCGAUCUAUCCUCGUAACCGUCGCUUCACCGACAACGAAUCUCGACUUCCUAGACACGACUUUUCAUUGUCGUUCAUCGAACCUGACCAAACCCAGAGUCUUCGUCAAACACACCUCGCCGGAUUGUUCAUGUAUCGAGCAGUCUUUCACUCCUCCAAAACCAACUCCAAGCAAAAGCUGGACAUAAUUCCGGCAAGCAGAGACCCUUGUAGUCCUACAAGGUCUUGUUAUGGUUAAUACACCAUCAAAACCCAACGUUUUCUUCAUGUCAAAUAUCUUUACCAGGUGGUAACAUCCACGCAUGUCUGGUCACUUGAAAAGAGAAGUCCUUGUCUCUUUGCUCUCCACCACCGCCCAAAAUCACCAAUAAAUCCGGUUCAUCAAUCAAUUUCGAUAUUCUAAAGAGAAUAAUUCACCCCUACCCAGCUCAAAAUGGCGACCAUCAAUAUUCGUCGGGAUGUUACCGAUCCCUUCUACCGAUACAAAAUGGAGCGUCUGCAGUCCAAAAUUGAAGGAAAAGGCAAUGGAAUCAAGACCGUUGUGGCCAAUCUUCCUAGCGUCGCAGCGUCCCUGGCUCGUCCACCAUCCUACGUGAUCAAGUACUUCGGCUUCGAACUCGGUGCUCAAACCAAUACCAACCCAAAAGAUGAUCGUUGGAUCAUCAAUGGAGCACACGACGCGGGCAAAUUGCAGGACUCGUUGGACGGCUUCAUCUCCCGAUUCGUCCUAUGCAGAUCUUGCAAGAACCCGGAGACCGACAUCAAUAUCAAGGAUGGACGCAUCAUUCUAGACUGCAAGGCCUGCGGUCAACGUACCAAUGUUGACUUGCGCCACAAAUUGAGCGGAUUUAUUCUCAAGAAUGAACCAAAAGGUGGUAAAAAGACAAAGAAGGAAAAGAUGACUCGUCGUGACAGAGCCAAGGCUGAGAGUCAAGAGAACGGCUCCAUGAACGGUGGAAGCCCUCAUGACUCCAACUCCGACAAAGGAGAUGCCGACGAUGGCGAUUACGAGGUCGCAGCAGGUAGUGACGACGAGUUCACCAAGCAGAUUCAAGCCGAUGCUAAAGGCAUCAACACUAAUGGAGAAGCCAAGGAAGAACAAUGGGCCAUUGACACCUCUGCUGAGGCCAUUGCCGCCCGUGCCAAGGAGCUCCCAUCUGAUUUGAAGCGUUCGCUCGCAUUCGAUGAAGAUGAAGAAGGCGAGGACAACGGCACCAGUGUCUACGAUCAGCUCGGUACUUGGGUUAUUGACGAGACCAAGGCCAAAGGCUCUGUCAGCGCCGUCGACGAUGUGGAAAUCUACAAAAAGGCCAAGGAAUUGGGCAUCGAGAGCAAGCACAAGACUCUUACUGUUCUUGCCCAGACCAUCUUUGAUGAAAACAUCGUCAAGCAAAUCCCAGCUCGUGCUAGUAUGCUAAAAACAAUGAUUGGCGAGUCUGAAAAACACAUGAAGGCUUUCCUGGGUGGCACCGAGCGUUUUGUCGGCAACGACCAUCCAGAACUGAUCCCUCAGGUUCCUGCCAUUCUCAUGAGCUAUUACCAGCAUGAUCUCCUCAGCGAAGAGGUUGCCAAAGCGUGGGGUGCAAAGGCCAGCAAGAAGUACGUUGACAUCAGCACCAGCCGAAAGGUUCGCCAAGCUUCGGAGAAAUUCUUGCAGUGGCUCGAUGAAGCCGAGAGCGAUGAUGGCAGUGAUGAGGAGAGUGACGAAGAGUAAGCGAUGCCGGUGGCAUUGGAAAUCUUCGACAAUCGACUCUGUUCCCUCUACCAUCUUGGGUCUCCAGUCUUCGUGUACUUUUCCCAGCACUCUACUCCGGCAUCAGUGACUCUCCUUGAAUCUGCUUUCAGUCAUUCUUUUCUCGAUUGAAGGAUAGACUGGUCUUGUUUGAUCAGGUAUUGCCUGCUUUGUUCAGGCGAUGAGGAUCAAAUAGUGUAUCUAGAAUCUUCAAUCCAAUCAUUUGCAUAGACUUUGUUACCUUUUCAAUCCGGAAACUUCCCACGUAACGUAUUUGUAGCGUAGAGCCUAAGCUUACAUGUGUUAAUAUCAAUUACGCCAUGGUCCCUGUG
Molecule: messenger RNA, 2422 nt
Organism: Exophiala oligosperma
Lineage: Eukaryota; Fungi; Ascomycota; Eurotiomycetes; Chaetothyriales; Herpotrichiellaceae
Exons: 2
Coding region: 792-2072 (426 amino acids)
Biological process (GO): formation of cytoplasmic translation initiation complex; translational initiation; formation of translation preinitiation complex
Cellular component (GO): cytosol
Molecular function (GO): GDP-dissociation inhibitor activity; eukaryotic initiation factor eIF2 binding; translation initiation factor activity
Source: RefSeq, a predicted model, not a curated record